AAAAAAAUUACAAGGCCGCGUAUGUUUUAUUAGCUUAGCUAAUGUGAACGAUAUUUCACGGCUGUUUGAAUACUUACAUAGGGUUGUAGCCUUAAUAGCUAGGUACAUAGCUAUGUUUAUUCGUCAUGUUUUACGAGCGCAGUUCACCAGGACCAAAACGGCACAGUUUUGUCCUUUUUUGCACGUUUGUCGAAACGAGAGGUCACUUUGCACCAAAAAUGACGAGGUGAAGCUGGCACAGGAGGCCAGCAAGAGCUACGGCUCCCCAGGCCCAACCAUCUUCUCCAAAGUGAUUGAUAAAAGCCUCCCUGCAGAUAUUAUUUAUGAGGAUGAUAAGUGUUUGGCGUUCAGAGAUAUCAACCCGCAGGCCCCUGUUCACUUCUUGGUUAUUCCAAGGGUCCCAAUUCCUCGACUAAGUGCAGCCAAAGAUAAUGACGCUCCGCUUUUAGGUCAUCUGUUGAUUGUUGCUAAAAAUGUGGCGAAGCAGGAAUCCCUCUCUGGCGGUUACAGAGUUGUGAUCAACGAUGGGGAAGACGGAUCUCAGAGCGUCUACCACCUUCACGUCCACGUCCUGGGAGGACGACAGAUGUCUUGGCCGCCAGGAUAAGAGUUUUAUUACAGUGCUGUGCAAAAGUCUUAAACAAUUCCCUCAUUUCUUUACAGAUUGCUUCAAAGGAGGCGUUUACUGGAAUCUUUUAGUGGUCUUGAGCCAUAGUUUUUUGCUCCUUCUAAAGGUUGGUGUUUGUCAGAACACUGAUUCAUUCUUUGUUUUUUAGUCUUUAAUAAUUCAUAGAUCUGUGUUAAAAAGCUUACAAGUUUCUGUAAAACAUAUUGGACCUUCAGAAAAUUGAAACUACGGUGUUGCUCAGAAUGAAACUUAAAAUAAAAGUGAUUCUUCUUUAUGAGCAAUCUUUGAAGCAGUAAGGCGUGUAUCAAGACUUUUGCACAAUAUGCACUCCUGCUUUGACGUUUUUUUGCCUCUGUAAAAUAAUUAUAAGAUGACAAUUGACAAAAAAGUUUAAAAGGAUGUCUGAAAUGUAGAAACAAAAAAUAUAUUUUUGUUUGUUUCAGUCAAAGAUGUUUUUUAAUCCAAUGCUGACAUUUCAGAUUAGAUUUUUAAUCACCUGCAACUGAUUGUUUUAGAAACCCUCAGUGUUUUUAGUCCUUUUGCAUUUUCAGCUGGGAUUAUCAGUCACUAAAGAAGUUAAAAAUCGACUCAUUAGAUUAUUUUCUUUUCUCCUCCUGUUAUCAUGUUCGUUACGUAAAACAGCAGAAAAUUAGUCCUGACGGGUUUGAAGCAAAUGUUCGACCUCAGACUUGCUGCCGCACCAGGAACUGAUAACGAUGUUCUGAAAACGAGACAAGAAGCAAAUCUUUAACUUUCCUCUCAUAAUAAAAUACAAACGUACAAGAAAUCUGGUUCAGGUGUCAACUUGGAGCAAAAUUACUUACUUUUCAUGUAAGAAAACCACAGUUUAAGUAAUUAUUGCUUUAAUUGACAGUUAAUUUUAAACUUAUAAAUGUUAUUUUAUAGUGUUCAGGCCAGAAAAACAAGCGUUAGAUUUUUUUUUUGUUUGUUUCAUAAAUGAAAAAUGAGAGUCAAAGUUCUGAAUAGGGAGGUUGUUUGUGUCGUUCGACCCAAGAACAUUCUGUUGUGUGAGCGUCGAUGCAGGAAAAUGUCACACAUUCUGAUGAUUCACUCUCAAAGCUGAAGAGCGCCUGUAAGGAAGUAUCUGUGGGAUUGUUGGAUGAUUAGAAAUGGCCAGGCUGAUGGUUUUAUUUUGCUUCAAUAAACCUAAGUUUACUGUCAGCUCAGUGUCACCUGUUUUUAUCACUGUUUAUGAUUAAAAAAAACAUCUUCUCUCCUA
Messenger RNA from Austrofundulus limnaeus, 1868 nucleotides. It is a transcript of the gene hint2, whose product is annotated as histidine triad nucleotide binding protein 2. NCBI's taxonomy places the organism in Eukaryota, Metazoa, Chordata, Actinopteri, Cyprinodontiformes, Rivulidae. The record is from RefSeq and is a predicted model, not a curated record. Gene Ontology annotation, molecular function: catalytic activity.